Phalaenopsis equestris is the source of this 1760-nucleotide messenger RNA. Its product is annotated as aspartate--tRNA ligase 2, cytoplasmic-like. The transcript has 10 exons. Gene Ontology annotation, molecular function: RNA binding; ATP binding; aspartate-tRNA ligase activity. Lineage: Eukaryota; Viridiplantae; Streptophyta; Magnoliopsida; Asparagales; Orchidaceae. Bases 83 to 1696 code for a protein of 537 amino acids. Gene Ontology annotation, biological process: aspartyl-tRNA aminoacylation. Gene Ontology annotation, cellular component: cytoplasm; cytosol; aminoacyl-tRNA synthetase multienzyme complex. The record is from RefSeq and is a predicted model, not a curated record.
CACUUUCUGUCGUGGUUUUAACCUAAAUCCUAGGUUGCGGUGUUACCGCUGCCAUAUCUCUCAUCGCCUGUGUCUCCCAACAAUGGAAAAUCCCGCCGGAGAGAGCCCUUCAGAGUCUGCCGCCAGCAAGAAGCAGGCAAAGAAAGAGGCUUUGAAGGCGGAGAAACUCCGUCGGAAGCAAGAGGAAGCCGCGACCGCGGCCGCUGCUGCGGCUUCCAAAGAGGCGGAGGCCGAUUCGUUGGCUGGAAACUAUGGCGACGUGCCGUUGGAGGAGCUGCAGUCGAACGCCGUUACCGAUCGGAAUUGGACUGAAGUCGGUUCGCUGGAUUCGAAGCUCGCCGACGGAACGGUUCUGAUACGUGGAGUUGCACAGACGUUGCGCGCCGUAGGGAAAAAAAUGGCUUUUUUGGUGGUGAGGCAGUUUACCGCUACGGUGCAGUGCGUGCUUACGGUGACCGAAGGGUUGGUAAGCACGCAGAUGGUGAAGUACGCUAAUUCCUUAACCAGGGAGUCGAUUGUGGAUGUGGAGGGUGUGGUUACAGUUCCUACGGAGCCUAUCAAAGGCACGACCCAGCAGGUGGAGAUUCAAGUCAGGAAGCUGUACUGCAUCAGUAGAGCUGUUCCAAACCUUCCUAUAAAUAUUGAGGAUGCAGCUCGAAGUGAGGAAGAAAUCAAAGAAGCUGAAAAGAUGGGUGAAAAACUUGUUCGUGUUAACCAAGAUACACGAUUGAAUAAUAGAGUUCUUGAUUUACGUACUCCAGCAAACCUAGCAAUUUUUCGUCUUGAAUCCUCCGUUGGAUAUAUUUUUCGAGAUUUUUUGCAAUCUGAAGAUUUUUUUGAAAUUUAUACACCGAAGUUGAUAGCUGGUACAAGCGAAGGAGGUGCUUCCGUUUUCAAGUUAGACUACAAGGGUCAACCUGCUUGCUUAGCCCAAUCACCACAGCUCCAUAAGCAGAUGGCUAUAUGCGCUGGUUUUGGACGUGUGUUUGUAGUUGGCUCAGUUUAUAGGGCAGAAGAUUCAUAUACUCACAGGCAUCUGUGUGAAUUUGUUGGUCUUGACGUUGAAAUGGAGAUCAAAGAGCAUUAUUUUGAGGUUUUAGAUAUUGUGGACAGAUUGUUUGUAACAAUGUUUGACUACUUGAAUGAUAAAUGCAAGAAGCUACUUGAUGCAAUUAACAAACAAGUCCCCUUUAAGCCACUGAAGUAUUUGCGGAAGACCUUGCGCCUUACAUUUGAGGAGGGCGUCCAAAUGCUCAAGGAUGCCGGUGUAGAAGUUGACCCCUUCGGUGACCUUAAUACCGAGGCAGAAAGGACACUGGGCCGUCUCGUUCUUCAGAAGUAUGAUACUGAGUUUUACAUACUUCAUAGAUAUCCUUUGGCAGUACGACCAUUCUAUACCAUGCCAUGUCCCGACAACCCGUUAUAUAGUAACUCUUUCGAUGUCUUUAUCCGAGGUGAGGAGAUAAUUUCUGGAGCUCAAAGAGUCCACGUAGCUGAAUUAUUAACCGCUCGAGCAGAGGCUUGUGGAAUUGACGUCAAUACAAUAUCCACUUACGUGGAUUCAUUUCGAUAUGGUGCAUGGCCUCAUGGUGGCUUCGGAGUUGGACUGGAGCGAGUGGUUAUGCUCUUCUGCGGUCUCAGCAACAUUCGUCAAGCCUCACUCUUCCCACGUGACCCCAAGCGCUUGGCUCCAUAACCACAACCAUCUCCAAAUUCAUUGCUCUGCCCUCAAUUUGCAAGAGAUAUCAGUUUUUUUUUUU